This is a messenger RNA of Brienomyrus brachyistius, 1223 nucleotides long. RefSeq lists its product as uncharacterized. The coding region runs from base 375 to 1223 and encodes 282 amino acids. The record is from RefSeq and is a predicted model, not a curated record. The transcript is spliced from 7 exons. Lineage: Eukaryota; Metazoa; Chordata; Actinopteri; Osteoglossiformes; Mormyridae.
GGAAUCCUGCGGCCACAGCGUCUAACCGUUUGGAGUAAAACGCUAACGGUCUGUGUUUCGACCCGAAGGGUUGGGUGGUCACAGCUCAGCAGGUUCAGACUCACCGAUGUCAGCAAGUAGUUCAAGCACAGAUUUCACACCUCGUCGGGUGUCUGACAACAGCUGGCAUUUCAAUUUUGAAAUUCCUUGGAAGAAGAUGCCAUCUGAGAUCAUCAGAAAGUUGGAAACAUGGAAGCGGCCAACAAAAAGUGAGAGACUUGAAAUGAUACGGCUGGUUGUUAGUGAAAUCUUAACAAUGUGCCCAACACCGGGGAAGAAACACAUCAGUGAGAUUGCAAGAAAGAUGGCAAAGGCGUACCCUGUGGCAUUCACAGAUGUCAUUGAAGACACAUGCACAAGAGGAGUUAAAGAAAAUGUACCAAGAAAGAUGCCAUGACACCAAAGCUAUUGAGACCAUGAUGAGGGCCUCCUUCUUCACUCAGAGGAAAGAUAUUAUCAGUGGAACUGAGACCUCUGACUUGGCAAAGGAAUGGCCAUAUCUAUUUGAGACAACUGGCAUGAAGACUCAUUUUAAAGAGCUUACAGGUGUGGACAUUGAUGAGAAAGCCAUAACAAGUAAAUGUGCCAGAGUUGUUUCAUUCUUCAAGUCAACCGACAAGACAGUCAAGAUGGAGACCAUCUUCAGAGAAAUGGAAACAUCAGGCAAGAAUAUUGUAGAUGUCAAUGCUGCUGGGUUUCCUCAACUACUUCUCAAGUACUUCAAUGAGGAAGAGGAACAGAUUUUCCAAGUGGAUCAAACAACCCUACCUGCCGAAGUGGACUAUGCUGAACUUCCAAGUACAUCCUGCAUUGUUUUGUGUGGAAAUUCUCCUUUGGCAGCACAGUACUUCAUGCUGUUUGUGGACCAGACCAUUGUGAAUAGCCACAUCACUGCCUUCAGUGAUGCUCUUAUAUUGAUGUUUGGCUCUUAUUACUGCAUGAACAUUUCUUACCCAGCAGCCCAAGGGGCGACACUUGAGUUCUUGCAGAGAUGCCUUUUCAAGAUGAACCCUGACAAGGGAUCGAAAGUGGAGAAGGCAGCUUCCAGAAAGCAGCAGGCGAAUACAGACAGUAAAAGAAGUGAAGCUGCAAUGAUGGAGACAAUGUUUGGAAUCUAUAUCAUUCGCAAAGAAGGUGCAGAGCCAGAUGAUGAAUUGGAAGAUGUAGCUACCCUGCAGAGCUGA